Messenger RNA from Phialemonium atrogriseum, 2632 nucleotides. RefSeq lists its product as uncharacterized. Lineage: Eukaryota; Fungi; Ascomycota; Sordariomycetes; Cephalothecales; Cephalothecaceae. The record is from RefSeq and is a predicted model, not a curated record. Gene Ontology annotation, biological process: mRNA processing. The transcript has 5 exons. The coding region runs from base 116 to 2365 and encodes 749 amino acids. Gene Ontology annotation, cellular component: nucleus. Gene Ontology annotation, molecular function: metal ion binding; RNA binding.
UGGAAAUCGAGGCUCUGGUGCCGAACAAGGAGCAAGACCCUUUUCUCCAGCUACCCCAUCCUCUUAUGACGCGUUAUCCUCGUUAGCAAUCUACCAGAUCUUGCCUAAUGACAAGAUGUUGUUUCCCGAAGACGAUGCGCCCAUGCUCAAGGCAUGGAUCGUGAAGCGACUCGAGAACACAUCUGACGCUGAUGCCGAUGUUCUGGCGGAGUAUGUUCUUGCCUUACUUCGACACGAUGGCAGCAUAGGUGACGUACGAAAGCUCUGUGAGGAGGAAAUCCCAGAUUUCCUUAAAGAAGACUCAUCCGUGUUUGUCAAUGAUGUCUUCAAUGCGAUCCAGCACAAGUCAUACCUUCCAGGCGCCUUGCCUCUGCCGAAACUUUCGGCUCCCCCGACUGCUCGCCCUCAGGCGCUUCCCUUUGAUGAAAUACCGAUGAUAUCGCAAGGCCCCCCGACGGGCCCGUCGCAAAAUGGCUCAAGAAAGAGAUCCUAUAACGAACAGGGCGACGUCGACAUGCAAGGCGCGAACGAGUUUGGCGCACGUUCAUUCAAGCAACCUCGACGGGGCCGCGGCGGGCGUAUGCAGGAUCCCAGUAGCUUCAGAAGAGGCCCGGCACCCGGGGGUUUUCCAGGCGGAGGAUAUCAACCGUCUCAGCUUUCAGCGCCUCAGCCAGGAGCUCCCAUCUUCGAUCCGAAUAACCCGAUGGAUGCCUUGCUGAAGCUGCAGGCUUUGGGUAUGCCGCUACCCCCAAUGCCCGACUUUGCGCCUCACGGCCCAUCGGCACUUGGAGGGGGCCAGCCAGCAAGGAGACGACAACGGUGCCGAGAUUAUGACAUCAAAGGCUACUGCGCUCGUGGCAACACUUGCAUGUUUGAGCACGGGACGGAUUCUAUAUUCGUGCCUCCUCCGAUGCCUUUGUCGCAGCCGCAAGGAAAUGAGGAGUACGACCCUAGUAAUGCGUCAAUGUUGACAGGGCGUUUUACCGGGCCCGGUCCUCAACCUCAACUCGCUCAACCCUUUGGUGCAAACGGCAGGGGUCAAGCCGGACAUCGAGGCGGCAGGCAGGGAGCGUCGAAACGCGCCCGGGCUCCGUUCUCUGCAGAUGGACCGGUAAACGACAAGAGCAAAUCGACCAUUGUGGUAGAGAACAUACCGGAGGAGAGCUUCAGCGAGGAAGAGGUCCGCCGAUUCUUUUCCCAGUUCGGCAACAUCGUCGAGGUGUCAAUGCAGCCGUACAAACGCCUGGCCAUAGUCAAAUUCGACUUGUGGUCUGCUGCCAAUGCCGCUUGGCGAUCGCCGAAAGUGGUUUUCGAUAAUCGCUUUGUCAAGGUCUUCUGGUAUAAGGAAGACGAAUCAACAUUGCCAGCUUCGAAGCCGCUGAACAAAGGAGGGCCAGCCGGGGCGCAGAAUGGCACCCCCAAUGCAGGAAGCCCAACCCCUGGACCUGAAAUCGACAUGGAUGAGUUCUUGCGCAAGCAAGAGGAGGCACAGAAGGCUCAUCAAGAGAAGGUGCAGAAGGUGCAGGAGAUCGAGAGUAAGCGUGAAGAAUUGGAGAAGAGACAGAAGGAGCUCCUGGCAAAACAGCAAGAGGAGAAGCAAAAACUCUAUGCGAGACUUGCCGCUAGCUCUAAAAAGUCCGCCGGCCCUUCUGGUCAAGAUGGGAGCGACGCAAAAACGCAAAAACCCACAGGCCAGUCAGAUGCGUUGCGAGCGCAGUUGGCGGCUCUAGAAGCCGAAGCCAAGCAGCUGGGGCUCGAUCCUGAUGCGAUGGAUGAUGGCUCGACCUGGACCCCCGGAGGCGGUCGUGGAAGGGGUAGAGGAGGUUUCCCCAGAGCCAGAGGAUUUGCUCCUAGAGGCUCUAGGGGAGGAUUCCGGGGGCGGGGUGGCAAUCAUGCUGCCUACGCGGCAUACUCUCUCGACAACCGCCCUAGGAAGGUCUCGGUGACUGGCGUGGACUUUACAGUGCCUGAAAAAGACGAGCCGCUUCGGCAGUACCUUUUUGGUAUCGGCGAGUUCACGGACAUCCAGACCGCCCCUGAGGCCACACAGGUCACAUUUAAGGAUCGUAAGACGGCCGAGAAGUUCUUCUAUAGUAUCACGAAUAAGGAGAUACCCGGGGUUGAAGGCAAAGUCGAGCUGAGCUGGGUCAGCGGUUCAGCGUCGGCGAGCACUCCAUCUCCUUCGGUCGUCAACGGAAGAGCCUCAGUCGAAGAACAGAAGCAGCCCGCCAGGAACGAGGACACGGUGAUGAGUGCCGGCGGCAACAGUGCUGAUAAGGAAGAUACUGCCGUCAUGGAACACCCACCGGAGCAGUCCGAUAUGGACUACGAUGUUGCGGAUGACAGUCAGUGGGAUAUUGGUUGAGCUCCCGGAAAGAGCAAGCGGGUUAUUCAGGGCAUGCUUGGUAAUAUCGGCCGCAGAAAAAUUUUGCUCAGUGUUUUUUUUGGCAGACCAGGACUUGUGGACAGCAUUUUCUGUAUAUAGCAAGUUCGUGUAGUACAUAUAAGUGCCUCUAAUUGGGAGUGGCAAGACACUCAUGGCGCAGAGAGGCCAAGAUUCCAGCACGCGCUGCAGUCUCAGGCAAAUGAAAUCCGUAACGAAUUCAGCAUAUUCCAACAGGGGAUCCUGGGG